Coffea arabica (coffee) is the source of this 2953-nucleotide messenger RNA. Lineage: Eukaryota; Viridiplantae; Streptophyta; Magnoliopsida; Gentianales; Rubiaceae. The record is from RefSeq and is a predicted model, not a curated record.
ACAUUCCACAGCAAGAGCCUUCCAUCACUUUGAAGCAUAGUAAUCCAGGAUGUAUGAAAGGCAUACUUCAUCAUUUCAACAACCACAAGUGGCACCAUGUCAGGAAAAGGCUUGUACAUAAAACAAGCAGCGGUGGCAAAUUGGCAAAUGGUGUAGUGGUUGAAGAUCCAGGAAGUAAGCUGAACACAACAAAUGCUGGGCAACCGCAAGAAAAAUUAGAAGCUGAAACUGCUAAAUCUUCUGUACGUACUAUAUAUCUUGCCGGGCAGCAAAAUUUGAAGAUAGAUUCGCAGUCUUUUUCUCUACACUUCUAUUUUAAUACAUAAAAUUUUAGUCGUAGGUACUUAUAAAUGUCAUUGCUAGGAUUAGGAUAAGGAUAGGAAGGUUGUCCAUUUUUGGAAAAUGUUCUAAGAGAUUUUUACUUUCAGGAUCAUGCAAAAUCUUCAGACUCUAGUUCAGGGCAUAAAAGUUCAAUGAAAUCUCGAAUAAAAGCCUUGAUUACUGAAGAGGUCUAUAGAAGAAGAAUCCGUCAUCGCCGAAGCUCUUCCUAUCCCACAAGAUUGCCAUUGGAGCGGAAACCUUCUAUCCAUCAUUUAGAUGUCUCCAGUAUAGAUCCUUGUGUUGAAACUAGCUUCAACGAUGAGUCCCUGGAUCACCAGGAAAAUACACUGCAUUCUUCUGUUUCCAUCUUACUGGAUCCGCUUCCGCCACAGUUUUGUGGUGAAUCAGUCGCACAGAGCAGGACAUGUCACUUGUGUGCUGCCAUGCUUACUAAGAAUUACUUGAGGCAGAGUGAGGUUAAUGAGCAUGGGAAGCAACCAGUUAAAGAUCAUACUCUUCUUCAGGACAAGUUUAUAUGUGCAAUAGAGCCGAGUAAAAUUGCUUCACUCCAAGAGUCAAAGAUCUUUCUGGAUGCGCUGGAUUUGCUCAACUUAAGGGAGGAGUUAUUCCUGAAAGUUUUACAAGAUCCAAAUUCAUCAUUGUCGCAUCAUUUACACAGCCAUAGGGCAUCCACUCUAAGAUCAGGGUUAACGAAGUCUGUGUCAUUUCCUGUGCCUGGCUCCUCAGGCGAAAGACCUUCUGCAUCCAACAGUCCCAGGUGCAAGAAGGAAUUGGGAACUUGUAAAGAAGGGGAACGUAAAUCUCAAACUGAAGAGGACCUAACUUCGAAUGCAUUAGCAUCUCAAGACCUGGACCAGAUUUUGGCAAUUAAAAAAGGCAAAUGCACGGAGGCGGAAGACCCAAAACAGCUCUGUCCCCAGGAUAAUGCUUCUUUAGAUUCACUGAAGGAGUUCAAGACCCAUCAUAUGAAUAAACUUAUCAUGAAACGCUUCAAAAAUCUUAGGCAAAAAAUCAAACAUGCAAUCAAGGAGAGCAGAAAGGAGAGGCAAAGAAUUGUCAUGGAUGCAGUCCUCCAUAAAAUUCCUUACGGGUAUCCAAAAGAUACUAAGGAAGAGGAUGACGUAAACAAGGAUGUAGUUACAUUGAAUUGGAAUAAAUGCAUUCCUCGGAGUUGGAGUGGUUCUUGGAACGAGCAAAAUUCUGCAGUUGGCAAGAUUGGACUGCACGGCAUUAGAAGAAUAUCAUCUUUCAAUGAAUCAUUAAGUAGAUAUAACCCACUACUUGAGUUAUGUUUUAACAGAGAAGAAAACAGUCGCACGCCCGAUCGAUCAGAGUUGAAAACAACAGGGACCCAUUCACCUCUGGAUGGCAGUCCUGUAUGCCUGGGAAGGAUCCUCUCGUUACCGGAUCUCAGGUCAUACUCCUUUUCUCGGAUUGAGAGAUCUGCCACGACAAGUUCUUUGGAGAUGCCAAUCAGGCCUCUUUUAGGUGGAAACCAAAAUACAGAAAAAAGUAGUAUUUCUGAACAAAAACCUGUAACUUCAGAAAAACAAAUUCAGUCAGAUGGCCUUCUCGAAAACGAUAGUGAGGAAAAAGUCCCCGAAGUUGGUGACUCUUUGCCUGACUUGGCUGGCUCCAAGAGAAGGGACAGAACACUGGACCAUGACGACGUUAUUCAUCCCACAAGGGAUUCUGGACAUGACUCUAAGUUCGAGGAGGAUGCAAAUGCUUCUGAAGGUAUGCGCGUUCUUAUCUGUUUUUGGUCGAGGCCAGAUUUAGAACCUGGGCCGGCGGUCCCGAUUCCUGGGGAAGAGGAUUCUUUAUUAAACCUGCAGAAUGAUCUCAGGAUGGAUCCCCUCGGCUUGAAUGAAAGCAAUAUUAAUGUUGAGCAAGUAGAAACUUCGCUGAAGCAAUCCUACAAUAAUCUAUUGCACGUCCAGGUUGACAUGAAAAAUAAGGCUGAAUUCAAUUAUGUUAGAGAUGUGCUGGAGCUGUCUGGCUUCAGUGGAACCGAGUUCCUUGGGAAAUGGCAUUCUGAGGAGCAGCCAGUGGCCCCGUCAGUGUUUGAGGAAGUAGAAGGUUGUUUAGUAGCUCAACCUGAUUGUUCUGGAAAUGAAGAAGGCGGCAGCUGUAAGCAUCUGCUUUUGUUUGAUUUAAUCAACGAGGUACUGUUAGAAAUCUACGAGAGAGCAUUUUCUUACUGGCCAAUGCCUUUAACUUGCCGGUCUCAUGUCCAUCCGAUGCCUGUGGGAUACCACGUUCUGGAGGACGUUUGGACAGAUAUAAACUGGUACUUAAGGCUAAGGCCCGAUGUGGACGAAUCACUUGAUAGUGAUAAUGCGAUAAGCCAUGAUUUAUCAAAAAGCGAUGGCUGGAUGAACAUUCAGUUUGAAGCAGAAUGCGUGGGGAUCGGGCUGGAGGACUUGAUAUUUGAUGAUCUAAUACAAGAACUUGUUUUCACCUGAACGUUCCUUGGCUGGAUCAGGUUCUCAUCUCGAGCGGCAGUUUUGAUUUUGGUUACCUAUACAAUGUUCCUCCCAUAUAUUUUAGUAUUGCUGUCAGUUUUCUCUCAUUUAGUGAUGCGACAAAUUUGUGGGACACAAAUUCAAGC